CUGCCGGCGCAGCGGCGUCCGCGCCAGACGGGAGCGGGAGGCGGCCGAGCGCAGUUGCUGGGAAUUUUCCGGCCGGGAGGGCGCGCGAUCCAGAGCGAGACCCCGCGAGCUUGACAGCGGCGGGGGGCGCGGGAGCCGCAGCGAGCGAGGCACACCUCGAAACAGACCCAGCAGAGCCCGGAUCCGGGAGGAAAUGGGACUGUGAGCGGCGCGGGGAGCACGGAGGGAAGGAAGCGCCGCGAUUGCUGAUGUCAGAGGAGCCCGGAAAGUCGCGCUGGAAAAAUCUGAAGACAGCCGGGGCUCCGCUGCUUCCCGAGGAGGGACACCGCCGGCCACCCCCACACGCGCCCGCGGCGCCUCCGGGUCCCCCCCCGCGGGCCGGCGACAGCGCGCGGCGGGGCUGCUGCGGGGCGGCGGCGGACCGAGGGGCGAGCGGACCGGAGGCCGAGGGGCCACUUCGGGAAUACAGAUAAGUGGCCGGUGGCCGGACGUGGGUCUUAAUGAAGCUGGACUCCAUGUGGAUUUGCUCGUCCCGGUGACUGCGCGCUGCGGGCCGCGAGAGGGGCAGCCGCGGCCGAGGCGGACCGCGCGGGAGCGGAAGGACAGACCGACGCCGCCCAGCCGGAACCAUGUGAGGGCCAGUCCAGGAGGUGGAGUAGAUGAGAGCCCAGGGGAUCUGUGUGCCCGUCCUGGCCCCACUCAGAAUGGAACACAGAAGGCCCUGGCCACGGGCCACAGAGGUUGACAGCCGGUCUGUGGUCCUGCUCUCAGUGGUCUGGGUGCUGCUGGCCCCCCCAGCUGCCGGCAUGCCUCAGUUUAGCACCUUCCACACAGAGAACCGUGAUUGGACAUUCAACCACCUGACUGUCCACCGAGGGACGGGGGCAGUGUAUGUCGGGGCCAUCAACCGGGUGUACAAGCUCACGGGCAACCUGACCAUCCAGGUAGCUCACAAGACAGGGCCAGAGGAAGACAACAAGUCCUGUUACCCUCCCCUCAUCGUGCAGCCCUGCAGCGAGGUGCUCACACUCACCAACAACGUGAACAAGCUGCUUAUCAUCGACGACUCAGAGAACCGCCUGCUGGCCUGCGGGAGUCUCUACCAGGGCGUCUGCAAGCUGCUGCGGCUGGACGACCUCUUCAUCCUGGUGGAGCCAUCCCACAAGAAGGAGCACUACUUGUCCAGCGUCAACAAGACGGGUACGAUGUACGGGGUGAUCGUGCGCUCCGAGGGCGAGGACGGCAAGCUCUUCAUUGGCACUGCCGUGGACGGGAAACAGGAUUACUUCCCAACUCUGUCCAGCAGGAAGCUGCCCCGAGACCCCGAGUCCUCCGCCAUGCUCGACUACGAGCUCCAUAGCGAUUUCGUCUCCUCCCUCAUCAAGAUCCCCUCCGACACCCUGGCCCUGGUCUCCCACUUUGACAUCUUCUACAUCUACGGCUUCGCCAGUGGGGGUUUCGUCUACUUCCUCACUGUCCAGCCCGAGACCCCCGAGGGCGUAGCCAUCAACUCCGCCGGAGACCUCUUCUACACCUCGCGCAUCGUGCGUCUCUGCAAGGACGACCCCAAGUUCCACUCUUACGUGUCCCUGCCCUUCGGCUGCACUCGGGCUGGGGUGGAAUACCGCCUCCUGCAGGCUGCCUACCUCGCCAAACCCGGGGACUCGCUGGCCCAGGCCUUCAAUAUCAGCAGCCAGGAUGACGUGCUCUUUGCCAUCUUCUCCAAAGGGCAGAAACAGUAUCACUACCCGCCAGAUGACUCUGCCCUCUGUGCCUUCCCCAUCCGGGCCAUCAACCUGCAGAUCAAGGAGCGUCUGCAGUCCUGCUACCAGGGUGAGGGCAACCUGGAGCUCAACUGGCUGCUGGGGAAGGAUGUCCAGUGCACCAAGGCGCCCGUCCCCAUUGAUGACAACUUCUGUGGACUGGACAUCAACCAGCCGCUCGGAGGCUCAACUCCCGUGGAGGGCCUGACCCUGUACACCACCAGCCGGGACCGCAUGACCUCAGUGGCCUCCUACGUUUACAAUGGCUACAGUGUGGUUUUUGUGGGGACUAAGAGCGGCAAGCUGAAAAAGAUUCGAGCCGAUGGUCCCCCCCAUGGCGGGGUCCAGUACGAAAUGGUCUCUGUGCUCAAAGAUGGAAGCCCCAUCCUCCGGGACAUGGCCUUCUCCAUUGAUCAGCGCUACCUGUACAUCAUGUCUGAGAGACAGGUCACCAGGGUCCCCGUGGAGUCAUGCGAACAGUACACGACUUGUGGAGAGUGCCUGAGCUCCGGGGACCCUCACUGUGGCUGGUGUGCCCUGCACAACAUGUGCUCCCGCAGGGACAAGUGCCAACGGGCCUGGGAACCGAAUCGAUUUGCCGCCAGCAUCAGCCAGUGCAUGAGCCUCGAGGUGCACCCCAGCAGCAUCUCGGUGUCUGAGCACAGCCUGCUGCUCAGCCUAGUUGUGAGUGACGCUCCUGAUCUGUCUGCGGGCAUCUCCUGUGCCUUUGGGAACCUGACAGAGGUGGAGGGACAGGUGUCCGGGAGCCAGGUCAUCUGCAUCUCUCCUGGGCCUAAGGAUGUCCCUGUCAUCCCUCUGGAUCAAGAUUGGUUUGGAUUAGAGCUGCAGCUAAGAUCCAAGGAGACAGGGAAGAUAUUUGUCAGCACUGAGUUCAAGUUCUACAACUGCAGCGCUCACCAGCUGUGCCUGUCUUGUGUCAACAGCGCCUUCCGCUGCCACUGGUGCAAGUACCGCAACCUUUGCACUCAUGACCCCACCACCUGCUCCUUCCAGGAGGGCCGGAUCAAUAUUUCAGAGGAUUGUCCCCAGCUGGUGCCCACAGAGGAGAUCCUGAUACCGGUCGGGGAGGUAAAGCCAAUCACCCUUAAGGCUCGAAACCUGCCACAGCCGCAGUCCGGCCAGCGCGGCUACGAGUGUGUCCUCAGCAUCCAGGGGGCCGUCCACCGAGUCCCCGCCCUGCGUUUCAACAGUUCCAGUGUCCAGUGCCAAAACAGUUCGUACCAGUACGACGGGAUGGACAUCAGCAACCUGGCCGUGGACUUCGCGGUGGUGUGGAAUGGCAACUUCAUCAUCGACAACCCUCAGGACCUGAAAGUCCAUCUCUACAAGUGUGCAGCCCAGCGGGAGAGCUGCGGCCUCUGCCUGAAGGCCGACCGGAAGUUUGAGUGUGGCUGGUGUAGCGGCGAGCGCAGAUGUACCCUUCACCAGCAUUGUUCCAUCUCCUCCAGUCCCUGGCUUGACUGGUCCAGCCACAAUGUUAAGUGCUCCAACCCCCAGAUCACCGAGAUUUUGACUGUGUCCGGACCACCUGAAGGAGGGACUCGAGUGACCAUCCAUGGCGUGAACCUGGGUCUGGACUUCUCCGAGAUCGCCCACCAUGUGCAGGUGGCUGGGGUGCCCUGCACACCUCUGCCAGGGGAUUACAUCAUCGCCGAGCAGAUAGUCUGUGAGAUGGGCCACGCCCUCGUGGGAACCGCCUCUGGGCCCGUGCGCCUGUGCAUCGGCGAGUGUAAGCCGGAGUUCAUGACCAAGUCCCAUCAGCAGUACACCUUUGUGAACCCUUCUGUGCUGUCACUCAGCCCCAUCCGAGGGCCCGAGUCUGGAGGCACCAUGGUGACCGUCACGGGCCACUACCUCGGGGCUGGCAGCAGUGUGGCCGUGCUUCUGGGCAACCAGACCUGCGAGUUCUAUGGGCGGUCAAUGAAUGAGAUCGUCUGUGUGUCACCGCCAUCUUCCAAUGGACUGGGUCCAGUGCCCGUUUCUGUGAGUGUCGACCGAGCCCGAGUGGAUAACAACCUAGAGUUCGAGUACAUAGAUGACCCCCGGGUGCAGCGCGUUGAGCCUGAAUGGAGCAUUGCCAGUGGCCACACACCCCUCACCAUCACAGGCUUCAACCUGGAUGUCAUUCAGGAACCAAGGAUCCGAGUCAAGUUCAAUGGCAAAGAGUCUGUCAAUGUGUGUAAAGUCGUGAACACCACCACCCUGACCUGCCUGGCACCCUCUCUGACCACGGACUACCGGCCCGGCCUGGACACUGUGGAACGGCCAGACGAGUUUGGAUUUGUCUUUAACAACGUCCAGUCCUUGCUCAUUUACAAUGACACCAAGUUCAUCUACUACCCCAACCCAACCUUUGAACUUCUCAGCCCUACUGGAGUCUUGGAUCAGAAACCGGGAUCCCCCAUCAUUCUGAAGGGCAAAAACCUCUGCCCUCCUGCCUCUGGUGGUGCCAAACUCAACUACACAGUGCUGAUCGGAGACACACCAUGUGCUGUCACCGUGUCCGAGACCCAGCUCCUCUGCGAGCCUCCCAACCUCACCGGGCAGCACAAGGUCAUGGUCCACGUGGGCGGGAUGGUGUUCUCUCCCGGCUCGGUGAGCGUCAUCUCGGACAGCUUGCUGACCCUGCCAGCCAUCGUCAGCAUCGCAGCGGGCGGCAGCCUCCUGCUCAUCAUUGUCAUCAUCGUCCUCAUUGCCUACAAGCGGAAGUCUCGAGAAAAUGACCUCACUCUCAAGAGGCUGCAAAUGCAAAUGGACAACCUGGAGUCCCGGGUGGCCCUGGAGUGUAAAGAAGCUUUUGCCGAGCUCCAGACAGACAUCAAUGAGCUGACCAGCGACCUGGACCGCUCAGGAAUCCCUUACCUGGACUACCGUACCUAUGCCAUGCGAGUCCUUUUCCCCGGCAUCGAGGACCACCCCGUCCUGCGGGAACUGGAGGUGCAGGGAAACGGGCAGCCGCGUGUGGAGAAGGCCCUGAAGCUCUUUGCCCAGCUCAUCAACAACAAAGCAUUCCUCCUGACCUUCAUUCGCACGCUGGAGGCCCAGCGCAGCUUCUCCAUGCGCGACCGCGGCAACGUGGCCUCGCUCGUCAUGACCGGCCUGCAGGGCCGCCUGGAGUACGCCACCGACGUCCUCAAGCAGCUGCUCUCUGACCUCAUCGAUAAGAACCUGGAGAACAAGAACCAUCCCAAGCUGCUGCUCCGGAGGACAGAGUCUGUGGCUGAGAAGAUGCUGACCAACUGGUUUGCCUUCCUCCUGCACAAGUUCCUGAAGGAAUGCGCCGGGGAGCCGCUCUUCAUGCUCUACUGUGCCAUCAAGCAGCAGAUGGAGAAGGGCCCCAUCGACGCCAUCACAGGCGAAGCGCGCUACUCCCUGAGCGAGGACAAGCUCAUCCGGCAGCAGAUCGAGUACAAGACGCUGAUACUGAACUGUGUCAACCCGGACAACGAGAACAGUCCAGAGAUCCCAGUGAAGGUGUUAAACUGUGACACCAUCACGCAGGUCAAGGAGAAGAUCCUUGAUGCCGUCUAUAAGAAUGUGCCCUACUCCCAGCGGCCUCGGGCUGCUGACAUGGACUUGGAGUGGCGUCAAGGCCGGAUAGCCAGGGUCGUGCUGCAGGAUGAGGACAUCACCACCAAGAUCGAGGGUGACUGGAAGAGGCUCAACACACUGGUGCAUUAUCAGGUGUCAGACAGAUCCGUGGUGGCUCUGGUCCCCAAGCAGACCUCCUCCUACAACAUCCCUGCCUCUGCCAGCAUCUCCCGGACGUCCAUCAGCAGAUACGACUCCUCCUUCAGGUACACAGGCAGUCCUGACAGCCUGCGCUCCCGGGCCCCCAUGAUCACCCCAGACCUGGAGAGCGGGGUCAAGGUGUGGCACCUGGUGAAGAACCAUGACCACGGGGACCAGAAGGAGGGUGACCGGGGCAGCAAGAUGGUGUCUGAGAUCUACCUGACGCGGCUGCUGGCCACCAAGGGCACCCUGCAGAAGUUUGUGGAUGACUUGUUUGAGACCUUGUUCAGCACUGUGCACCGGGGCAGCGCUCUCCCCCUGGCCAUCAAGUACAUGUUUGAUUUCCUGGAUGAGCAGGCAGACAGACACAGCAUCCACGACACAGAUGUGCGGCACACAUGGAAAAGCAACUGCCUCCCUCUGCGCUUCUGGGUGAACGUGAUCAAGAACCCCCAGUUUGUAUUUGACAUCCACAAGGGCAGCAUCACGGACGCCUGCCUCUCCGUGGUGGCCCAGACCUUCAUGGACUCGUGCUCAACGUCAGAGCACCGGCUGGGCAAGGACUCGCCCUCCAACAAGCUUCUCUACGCCAAGGACAUCCCCAGCUACAAGAGCUGGGUAGAGAGAUACUAUGCAGACAUCGCCAAGCUCCCCGCCAUCAGUGACCAGGACAUGAAUGCCUACCUCGCUGAGCAGUCCCGCCUGCACGCCGUGGAGUUCAACAUGCUGAGCGCCCUCAAUGAGAUCUAUUCCUAUGUCAGCAAGUAUAGCGAAGAGCUCAUUGGGGCCUUGGAGCAGGAUGAGCAAGCCCGGCGACAGCGGCUGGCGUACAAGGUUGAACAGCUCAUAAAUGCCAUGUCCAUUGAGAGCUGAGGGCCAGAGCCUCACGUUCCCGAGCAGAGGGGCCCGUGAGGGCUGUCACACCGGGAGUCUCAGAAGGAAGGACGAGAGAAGGGGAUCAGACCCCAGAGCUUGCUGUCCCCUGGGACCCCACCCGGGGAGAGGGGAUGGCCCCUCUCCCCAUGCCAGCCAAGUUUCCAUCACAGCCACUUCCUACAGGGAGACCCUUGGGUAUCUCCCACCCCCAGUCCGACCCGGAGAGGAGCAGGGGGUGCAGAGAAGGUGGUUCUUCAAGCUGAGAGGCACCAACUGGGUACUUGGCUCCUGCCUCUGUGACUGCUGCUUUGCAUGAAAACUCAUUUGAUGUAUAUUGGGGAAAUAAUGAGAACUUUAUUUAAUUUUUUUUAAGAAAAAGGGGGAAAAAAAACAAAUAAAACAAAAGCCUCCCUGUGAAUCCCGUCCAACUUCUGUUUACUUCUGAUUUCUGUUCCCUGCCUUCUUUGUUCCCCCCACCCCUCCUUCCUUGUGGAAGUCCUGUUUCCAAAGGCCAGAAAAAGCCUACUAGAGAUACUGGGAGAAACUGGAGGGAAAAUGAUUGCUUCCUUUCCCUUGAAAUCAAAAAAAAAAAUCAGAAGGAGAAGAAUGAGCACAAGUCCACACCAAACACUUCGCAAACAUAGAGGCCAGUAAAGCCUGGAAUUAUCUUGGCAGCCGAAAGAGCGUGGAAACUACAGAACUUUGCACAGAUUGCAAAGCCGUCAGUGGCUCAACCUGGCCGACUGGAAAUUGAGCUUUACAAACCACACACCUGUAUAUUCUCAUCUCUGGACAGGAGGCUGGCGUCUAUAGAGCACCAAUGCUUUUGGCUACUGUUUUGUUGUUUGUUUGUUUGUUUUAUUUAAUGCGAAGCCUCAACAAAUGAGGAGCUGGUCUUUGGUACUUUCCCUUUCGGAUUCUGUACAGUUACUUUGGGAAGUGGGGGAGAGGUGGGCCUCUCCCAGACCAGCCGCCUGAGGACCCUGGGCAGCCCUGCCUUACAUCCGUCACUGUCAUCAACCAUGCACCCUGGGGAAAGGGUCUGCAGGUGUGUGGCCCAAGCCUCCAGGAGGUUCCCCUUGGGAGCUGAUUUGGGGACCUGCGUAAAUGGCUUUGGACUCCAGUCAGCCAGUCGUUUCUUGCAAUUAAAGAGAAAACAUAAAUCAAACACUGUUUACAGCAAGCAAUACUUGAAGAGCAUAGGUUAAAGAAGCUACAGUCUUUAUUGUUAUGUUUUCUUCCUUUUGUCCUUGUGCCUGGAGAGGGAAGGCAAUCCUGUGCUCCUGUGUAGAAGCUCCUGGUGGUCUGAGCACUGGCCUCAGUAGAAAGGACUGACAUCCCCACGCUACUGUCAUCUCCUGCCUCUCUUUCUGCCACUCCUGUCCUCAUAGUUUGAAGGACAAGGGGGUGGCUUCUCACCAGGCUCCUUUCCUGCUCUUUCUCUUUUGCUGACACCGAAAACCAUGGAGGACCAACCGUCCUGAGUGUAGUUUCCAAAUAAAGAGACCAAAGUCCCGUGCCCUGGUCCAGCAGUAGUCCCCAGCCAAACCAGUGCCUCUGUUGGCCAAAGGACCUCGGUGACCGGGAGAGCCAUCAGAGUUCCCAGGCCUCCCACACUGACAAGGGGCCAAGCAGCAUCAGAGCGAGGGGGACGGAGGACAAGAGAAAGGCACGGAUGGGAUGCAGGGACGCCAGAGAAGACAACCUGCCCAUCCCAUCCUCCACUUUUCAAGGGUCCGCAAUGCUGGGAAACUGGACCAGCCAGCUCAGAGAGGCCAGACCAGAGUCGUUUACUCUGUAAUUAACUCUGCACCCCAGCUUCUCGGUGCCCUCAUUUACCUCCAAACAAUUCCAAUUUCCAAAGGCUUUGCUGACCACAUCAGAUUCCCAGAAAAGGGCUGGGGGAGGGCUGGCUUCCGUCCCUGGCGUGUGGCUUUGGAUAACUGUGCUAACCACACAACAGACAUCGCCUGGUCUCCUCAGCUCCGGUUUCUUGCGUGAAUGCAGCCGACAAAUGAGAAGAGAAAAGCAUUCAGCAAAAUACUCAGGAAACUCGCUGUUUUCAUUAUAAUUCACAACCGGCCAUGCCAAGGCCACUUUCUUCUGAUAAUCCACUUCUGUUAAAGUUUCUCUGGGCCCUAUGAAUAGCCUGAAAGAAAUGCUAAUGACUGGCCUUCUGCACUAAGCCAAAGUGUUUGCUCUUCAUAGCACCCAAAACUCAUCAGCUCAGAGCCCAUGAUUCAUGAAGAUGAAAGGUGAGGGGCUAUGGGCAAGAGGAAUGUGAGCAGAGGACGAGUUGUGCUACCCACAAACAUUUCCAGCCCACCCUCAAGUUACUUAUGAGCUCUGAAUGAACGUUUUCUGACUGCUGCUUAGAUUGCCUUCCAGGCUUUGCCCCACCAAGUAAAAGGAAGGUAGACAUCUCAGCUUUAUCUUAACCAACCCUCUCCUCUGUGCAUCUAUGCAGGUGUCUCCCAGCAACUACUUUUGGUGGCCGUUCUCUGCUUCCAUGAAGGGUUUUAGAAAGUGUGCAGGAGGGUGGGGGGAUGACCAGCUGGAGAGUGGGACGACAGGAGCCAGAGCUGGCAUGUGUCUCGGCCACAUGUCUCAGGGUUCCAUGGGAGAAUUGGGGAAGCUGGGUUGGCAAAGGAAGUGGCAUAGGAAGGAAUCGAGUUGGUAAAGGAGGAAUU
Messenger RNA from Manis pentadactyla (Chinese pangolin), 9082 nucleotides. RefSeq names its product plexin A2 (gene PLXNA2). The record is from RefSeq and is a predicted model, not a curated record. The transcript has 32 exons. Bases 660 to 6389 code for a protein of 1909 amino acids. Gene Ontology annotation, molecular function: semaphorin receptor activity; protein binding. Gene Ontology annotation, cellular component: semaphorin receptor complex. Gene Ontology annotation, biological process: regulation of cell shape; regulation of cell migration; regulation of GTPase activity. NCBI's taxonomy places the organism in Eukaryota, Metazoa, Chordata, Mammalia, Pholidota, Manidae.